Messenger RNA from Aspergillus pseudoviridinutans, 243 nucleotides. RefSeq lists its product as uncharacterized. Bases 1 to 243 code for a protein of 80 amino acids. NCBI's taxonomy places the organism in Eukaryota, Fungi, Ascomycota, Eurotiomycetes, Eurotiales, Aspergillaceae. Gene Ontology annotation, molecular function: oxidoreductase activity. The transcript is spliced from 2 exons. The record is from RefSeq and is a predicted model, not a curated record.
AUGCCCCCCAUCAACUUCGGCAGCUAUCAGACGAAGAUCUACCACGAAGGUGCAGCGCUGGGUAGACUUCCUGCCGUAACCACAAACCCGACACUCCUCGAACACCAUGCCCGGAAAGUUCUCAGUCCGCGGGCAUACAGCUAUGUGGCCGGCGGGGCAGGAGAAAAGGCAACGAUGGAUGCUAACCGGCUGGCAUUUCGACAAUGGAAGUUCGAAUUUGGAGAGCGGGGAAAAGGAAAUUGA